UUUCCUUUUCCUCCCUUUCUCAGCCUCAUCCCGAGCACCGGAAGGUGCAGGGGCAAAGCCACGUACUGGGUUAGAGGCCCAGCCACUCUGCCCCUCUAGUGUGUGGCCACGAGGGCGUCGAUUUCUCCCUGGACCCCACCCAUUAAACCCGUUACAGGGUCCUCGACUCUGGUUGCAGAGCCUUUCUUGGUUGGGAAGCCACAGCCCAGCCUCCCGAUGCAGCCUGAAUCCAGCCGGUGUCAAGAGGAAACUCCUUCCCUCCUGUGGGGUUUGGAUCCUGUGUUUCUAGCCUUUGCAAAACUCUACAUCAGGGAUAUCCUGGACUUGAGGGAGUCUAGCCAGGUGCCAGGUAUAUUUUUUUACAAUGGGCACCCAAUAAAACAGGUGGAUAUCUUGGGAACUGUAAUUGGAGUGAGAGAAAGAGAUGCUUUCUACAGUUAUGGAGUGGAUGAUAGCACUGGAGUGAUAAACUGCAUCUGCUGGAAAAAGUUGAGCAAUACCGAGUCCUCAUCAGCUGCUCCAAGUGCAAGAGAACUGAGCCUAACCUCACAGCUUAAGAAGCUGCAAGAGACCAUUGCGCAGAGAGCAAAGAUAGAAAUUGGGGACAUCAUCCGGAUCAGAGGUCAGAUCCGCACGUACAGGGAAGAGCGAGAAGUUCAUGCCACUGCUUAUUAUAAAGUGGAUGACCCGGUGUGCAACAUUCAGAUCGCAAGGAUGCUUGAGCUGCCCACUAUCUACAGAAAGAUUUAUGACCAGCCUUUCCGCAGCCCAGCCCUAGAGAAAGAAGAGGCACUGAGCAGCAAUCCAGGCACCCUGGACCUUGACAGUCUCACAUGUCUGCUGAGUGAAAAAGUCAAAGAAUUCCUUGUGGAGAACAGAGUGCAAACCUUUUACCAGCAGGAGUUGGAAACGGUGGAGUCCCUGCUGUCCCUUGCUAACCAGCCUGUAAUUCAUAGCACCCACUCCGGGCAAGUGGAUUUUAAGAAUGACACCACUUCCAAGGCAAUUCAUAGUAUAUUUAGGAAUGCUGUAAAGCUGCUGCAGGAAAAAGGACUCGUUUUCCAGAAAGAUGGUGGUUUUGAUAACCUAUUCUAUGUAACCAGAGAAGACAAAGGAUUACACAGGAAGAUCCACCAGAUCAUUCAAGAAGACUGCCAGAAACCAAAUCAUGUGGAGAAAGGCUGUCACUUCCUGCACAUCUUGGCCUGUGCUCAGCUGAGCCUCAAUCCAGGCCUGAGUGAAGCUGUGCUGCGGCAGGUGCUGGAGCUCCUGGAGGACCAGAGUGACAUCAUCAGCACCACCGAGAACUACUACACAGCAUUCUGAGGAGAGGCCGGCAGGCCGCACGGGCAGAGCUGGCGAGGAGAAGGACCAGGUGGUGCUCACGCCCAGGCUGCGACUUUCACGUCAUGCAGAGGCUUCUAGGUCUGGGGGCAGUUAGCUCAUAAAAAACGAUAAACUAUGGUAACUCGAGGAAUGGAAUUUGGCAUAAAUUCUGAAGGCUGUCUUCUACCUGCUGUAUCCUGAGAUGAAAUGACUUACCUCAGCCACGACAUACAAGAAAACCGUCCUGGUUGACCUCCUGGCUGGACCCAGCAUCACUCACGGAGCAAAAGGGGAAGAAACAGUGUUGGUGGCUGAACUGAUUGGAGGCUCUGUUGUGGUCAAGGGGCAUCCUGUGGAAGAGGCCCAUGUGCUGCGGGAACUGAAGAGCAUACAGGUCACCGGACCAGACACUUUUUAAAACGUCAGACUGUCUUCUUGUGGGCCUCUCUUAAUGGUUAAGAACCAGUGUAGGGGACUAGUUCUCCCUGAAUGAGUGUUGCUGACCUAUAGUUCCUGUGGGUCAAACACCAGUGAUGGGUCCAGAGUCUUGGGCUGAAUUCUCUUUAUAGACUGACCCAUGGUUGGGAAUAAACAGAACCUAAGGCAUG
This is a messenger RNA of Camelus dromedarius (Arabian camel), 1934 nucleotides long. It is a transcript of the gene STN1, whose product is annotated as STN1 subunit of CST complex. Gene Ontology annotation, cellular component: CST complex. Bases 217 to 1326 code for a protein of 369 amino acids. The transcript is spliced from 10 exons. Gene Ontology annotation, biological process: telomere capping. Lineage: Eukaryota; Metazoa; Chordata; Mammalia; Artiodactyla; Camelidae. The record is from RefSeq and is a predicted model, not a curated record. Gene Ontology annotation, molecular function: single-stranded telomeric DNA binding.